Molecule: messenger RNA, 1284 nt
Organism: Fundulus heteroclitus (mummichog)
Lineage: Eukaryota; Metazoa; Chordata; Actinopteri; Cyprinodontiformes; Fundulidae
Product: caspase-3
Exons: 4
Coding region: 258-1067 (269 amino acids)
Biological process (GO): proteolysis
Molecular function (GO): cysteine-type endopeptidase activity
Source: RefSeq, a predicted model, not a curated record
AGGAGUACGUGUAGAUUUUCUAUCACCGAUUAAACAAAUAAUAGCAUUGCAGUAAUGUGACUACUUGGCAUGUGACUUUACAACCUAACCUGUGAGGAAACUCCAUAUAGGGUGUGCUUCUCAAACAGGUGUGGCUAGAGCUUUACUGCCCUGCUUGGAGUUUAAAUGGAGAGUGAUGCCCAGACUCAAAGUCUAACAGUGAUACUGCACACAUUCAAGCUGCUACACAGCGUUCCACCUGGACAACCAUCCCACUCAUGGAACUCAUGGAAGGAAGCGAGGAGCGCAACCGGGCCGUGGUGAUGUCUGUGGCAAAAUUUAACCAUGGGGUGCCCUUGGGAAAGAGGCCUGGGGCCAACCGGGAUGCCAAGUCGCUCCACCGCAGCCUGAGCAAGCUAGGCUUCAAGGUGGAUCUGCACAGCGACCUGAGCAGCGAGGAAAUCUACCAGCUGUUUUCUGAAGAGAGCAAGCGGCCUGUGAAGGACUGUUUCCUUGCUGUACUUUCGUCCCACGGGGAGGAGGGCUGCGUGUUCGGAGCAGAUGGGGAGCCCGUCUGGCUGUCUCGUAUCUUCACGUACUUCGACAAUGCAUGCAUGGAGAAAAAGACCAAACUGUUCCUCAUACAAGCCUGCCGGGGAAAAGCUCUGGAUGAUGGAGUGGAGGUGGAUUCCUGUCAGCAGCCACCCGACGGCAACUUCUCACACUAUUUCUCUAUCCCGGUGGAUACAGCUGUGAUGUUCGCCACAGCACCAGGUUACGGUGCUUUCAUGAACUUCUGUGGAUCAAUCUUCCUGCAGACGUUCUGCUCAUUACUAGAAGAGGAAGGCUACUCGGGCCUAGAGCUGACCAGGCUGAUGACCCGACUCUGCCACAGGGUCGCCUACACCUUUGAAGCCAAAGGGCGGCAGUACGACGGAAAGAAAGAGAUGCCGUGUUUGCUGACACGCCUGACCAGAGACGUGUUCCCAUUUGCAGACAUGGGGAAAGACAGCAAUGCUGCAAGAAUAUCAGCCACAUCACUGAUAGCUUCAGGGAAUGUUAGAACACGUAUUGCUUCACUCAGUUAGGAGCAGCUCACCAGUAUGCGUGACUCAGCAUUUAAGAAGACUGCCAUUAUCUGGAAGAAUGGCGAAAGGUGACUGAUAAAUCAGAUUCACCUACACGCCUCCUUCAGAACUUCUGUAGAAAUUCAGUGAAGGAGUUUUUCCUCCUACCUCAUGUUCAUACUUGUAUAUUUGUUGUACGUGGGAAGGUUUAUUUUUAAGUUAUUGAUCUUUUUAUUGU